UUUACUAUUGCUCAAGUUUUUUUUUCCUCUUUUGUGAUCCAGGAUUUCAAAUUUCUUUCAAUUUUUGCCAGCAUCAGUGUCCACAAUAACUUAAAUACUAAAUUGUAUUAGCUUUCAAGAAAUGAAUUCGUCGAGGCUUCUGUUUCAAAAUGUCACGCAUUCGUGGCGCUGUGGUUUGGGAACGCUCACGGGGAGAUCCUCUGUUUUGGAACCAAGUGCUUCUUUCUCGACGGGAACAUCCGCCAGAUCUGUUGCCUCUCCUGCUACUGCUCCGGAAUUGAAUCCCGAGUACCCGAUUGCUCGGUACGGCGGUCGCCACGCAGUAACAAUGUUGCCGGGUGCUGGGAUCGGUCCCGAAAUGAUGAAACACGUUCGAGACAUUUUCCACUUUACCGGCAUACCCGUAGACUUUGAAGUUGUCGACACGGAUCCGACGAUGGUCGACGCCAAGCAGAUGGACAGCAUCAUCACGUCGGUGAAGCGAAACGGCGUCGCCAUCAAGGGAAACAUCGAGGCGAAAUUCCCGCUUCCCGGGCAAAUCUCGCGCAAUGUGAUGAUCCGCAACGAACUCGACUUGUUUAUGAACACGAUCCACGCGAAAUCCUGGCCCGCGAUUUCCAAUCGGUUCCCCAACAUCGACAUCCUGAUCGUCAGACAGAAUUUGGAAGGGGAAUACUCGAUGAAGGAGCAUGAAAACGUGCCUGGGGUCAUUGAGAGUCUCAAGAUCAUCACUCGGCCGAAUUCGGAACGCCUGGCCCGAUUUGCGUAUCGCUACGCCAUUAAUGAUCAGCGGCGGAAAGUAACGAUCGUGCACAAGGCGAAUAUCAUGAAGCUGUCGGACGGGUUGUUUUUGGAGACGUGUCGGAGAAUCGGAGAAGAAUUCGCGGAUCGAAUUACGACCCAAGACAUGAUCAUCGAUAAUUGUUGCAUGCAGCUGGCUUCGAGGCCGACUCAGUUUGAUGUUAUGUUGAUGCCGAAUCUCUACGGAACUAUCAUUACGAACGUCGUGUGUGGGCUGAUUGGUGGAGCCGGGUUGAUUUCUGGUUGCAAUUACUCUAGUCGUGGGGUAAGUUUUAUUUUUUUUUAAAUAAUUUUUGAACAGCUUUUAUGACUGGCUUUGUCGAAAAAGUGUCACCGGAAUCAGUACUGUGCAGUAAUUUGAAAGAGGCGAAAGAAGCUUAAUAUUUUGAGUCGAAUCUAUGAGGCUUCGUCAAGAGCCCUUCGAUUGUACUUAUGCCUAUUAUCUGAAUCUUCUGGAACACUUUCCGUCGAAAUCUGCUCUUGAAUUUAAAGGGAAUAAUGAUCUAAUGUAAUAUAUCCUUUCUUCUUGUACUGUGGAACCUUGAACAAUGAAUUUAAUUCGUUCCAGUGAUUGGUUUGUUGCUCAAGGUAUUCUUCAUGUAAGGCACACAUUCAAUUGAUUCCAGGUCCAAAAAUCAUUAAGGCUGAGUAAUAAAAUGAGCAUGAAAAUCAAUGAAAAAUAACGAGUUUCAGAUGAAAAUGAUUAUAAAAACGUGCGAAGUAUAAGUACAAAGGAAACUCAAAUUACCACAUGAUUUUUAUUUUCCUUCGAAUGAAAUAGCUUCAUUCCGAUUUUUGUUCCCCAUGCAAAAAUAUACUGUCAUGAAAUCUGAAAAAAAUACAAAUUACUGUAUAGCUUUUUUAAAGGAAUUUUUAAACAUUUUUGUUACUGUACUCUAGGUUUGUUCCUCGGCUGGAUUUCUUUGCUCAAGGACCCUCUGUAAUGUUCAGUAAAUGACAGUAGUCGAAUUUUAGAUGCUCUCAAACGUGAAACGGAGUCUGAUCUUUCAGGGGAAAAUAUUGCGAGAAAGUGGUUUAAAAUUUGAGUAGAUGCCCUAAUUUGGGCUGACUGAGCAUGAACUUGAUUCUAUUUGUUGAAAUACGGUUUGACGGAAUUCACUCCGCACCUCUGUAGUAAUGAGGAUAAUCUAAUCUCGUAUUUUAGGACGUCGACCCGAAUGAAAAAUCUUUCCAUAACACAGUACAGUACUGUAGUGUAUUUCAGUAGUAAAUAAAUUAAUUUUUGGUAGAUGUCGCUGGUGAUAUCAAUUCUAAUCUAAUCUCCAGCUGUCUUCUAUCUGUACUGGGUCUCUUCGAAUUUUUUUUUUCGCGGCUACUGCGUGAGCUCAAACAUUGCUGUGUAAGCAUUCAAAUAUUGAUUUAGUAACGUGUACAUUUUCUUUCGCAAAAUUUGCCCUUGUUUUUCUUCCAGUAACGUAUGUUCCAGUCUUCUGGAUUCUCUUCGAAACUUUUUGACUUUUUACUUGCUAUUCUAAUUUUUUUUCAAUUCUUUUUUUUCCCUCACAAAAUAUGAAGAACAGGAAGUACAGUACUGAGUAUUCCACUGCACAUUGACUUUUUGGACGCCCGGAUCGUAUAUUUUCAAUUUAAUUUUUACGCGCUUCAGAAAAAGAUGGAAUUAACAUUCUGACCGAUGUAUUUGUUUCAGUAUGCCUUGUUUGAACCCGGAACGCGAAAUACUGGAACAGCGUUGGCCGGGAAGAACGUUGCCAACCCGAUUUCCAUGGUCAAUGCCUCCAUUGACAUGUUGGAUCACCUUGGAUUGCGCCAUUACGCCGCAAUCCUGAGGAUUGCUAUUCAAAAAACUAUUACGUCGGAUAAAAUCAUGACGAAAGAUAUUGGAGGCUCGAACUCAACUACGGACGUGAUUGACUGUAUUAAGAAGCGUAUUGAACAAGAGGCUAAGAUCCAUGAUUGGUCAGAACCGGAGAAACCCAAAGUCAGGCCUGCUGCCGAAAAGAGACCGUAUCAAGUUUAAGUCGUGUAAAACCCUGCUCAUUUUUCUUGACUUUUCCGUUCCAAAUCUGAAAUCGCAUGUUCCCAGUGUUGUCAGUGUAGCGGCAUGGAAACGAUUUUCGUUCCUGUUCGGUUUUGGGUGGGGUUUGUCCCCUGUCCGCUCGUCUUCCUGAGAUCCGGUUUCUGAUGUGAUGACCCGAAGUUCAUCAAUGGAAGUGAUCGUGGCCUCGAAUACCAUGUUGGAAAUGCAAAAUUUGUGUUUGUUUCACAUUGACAGGGUUGGUUUUUGAUACGUGGUGCGAACUGUUACCAUGCCCCUGUAGGAAGGAAAAUGAUUUGUGGAUUUUAUUUUCCUUCUUCCACUUCUUCUGAACCUUUUUUGUCUUUGUCUAUCUUGCUCCUGAUGGCGAUAGAAAUUUAGUCCCAAAAGAAGAAUGUGAUCUGUGCGCCAUAAUCUUCGUAAGAAGGACGCUUUGAGUGUUUUAGUGGACAUAGAAAUUAUCAGUGAUGUUAUGAUGAACGGUUCAAGUUUUUGAUCGCCUCGAAGAUCUGCUCCUGCUUGUGGCUGAAGAAUGAACGGUUCUCUCCUUUGUGCA
Molecule: messenger RNA, 3374 nt
Organism: Notodromas monacha
Lineage: Eukaryota; Metazoa; Arthropoda; Ostracoda; Podocopida; Cyprididae
Source: the annotation of a GenBank genome assembly